Messenger RNA from Symbiodinium necroappetens, 3915 nucleotides. NCBI's taxonomy places the organism in Eukaryota, Dinophyceae, Suessiales, Symbiodiniaceae. The record is from the annotation of a GenBank genome assembly.
AUGUUUGUGUACGUUCUGCAUGUCUUUGAUGGGCAAUUGGGGGCACAAUGGUGCCUGGAUCAUCUGCUCGGCUUUGCCGACGACAUUCACAUGCGAUGGGAAUUCUCAGACAAGACGGGCUUGCUGCAAGCAUUGCAGGAGGCGGGACAAGCACUCAGCAUACUUGAGCGACUGGGCUUUCACUUGAGUCAGGACAAGACCAUAUGCUUACUCAAGGCGGAGGGGGUUCAGGCUCCACAUGCAUUACGCAAGAUCACACGCAAGCGCCUCAAGCCACCGGGGAAACUCUUGGUUCUGGAUUCGCGGUGGACGCUCCCCCUCAAAACCAGUCACGUUUACUUAGGGGCGGUGAUCUCUUAUGGACCCUUCGAGUAUCAGAAUGCCAUCCAUCGCCGACACGCUGGACAAGCCGCAUUCUCAAGAUUGCGUCCCACACUGAUGUCGCACAGAGCACUGCCACUCAAGAAACGUCUCCAUCUUUGGCGCACGGUUGUGCUGCCCUCGACUUUGUACUCGUUGUCAUCAUCGGGCUACACCAGGAAAUCAUAUGAUCUCAUAAGAGUGAUGCUGGUCAGGCAAGUCAGAGCCAUCGCGCGCAGUCCACGGCACCUCACGGAGGAGAGUGACUGGCGUCUGUUUCAGCGUCUACAACUACCGACAAUCUUUCAAAUGCUGCUUCAGGUGCAUACCAGAAUCGUCGAAACUUCCACAUCACUACGUGGCAAGCUCAGCUCCCAGGACGUCAGGCUGACAGAGGACAUCAUCCAACGAGAGCACAAGAACCUUGAGGCAAUUCGUAUGUUCGAGCCGGUCAACACCAACCAGGCAGGAUCACAGGACCGCCUCAUGUGUGACAUCUGUCAUCAGACCUUUGACAAUGAUGCCGCGCUACGGCAUCACAAGGCCAAGAAGCACAGCGAACAACGCAUGCAGGCUGAAUCAACCACCUUUGACAGGCAGCUACAUGGUACGGACGGAAUGCCAAGGUGUCGAGGUUGCGGUCAUCCUUUUGACAGGUGGGCGGAUCUUCAGAAACACAUCGAAGAGAACCAUUGUCAAGGUGGGAAUGCCAAGACAACAUCGGCAUCUUCACCCAGUGAGGAGAAGCCUUCCAUCCUGCAAUUGGUUAGAGCGGGCACACUUCAGGUACAUGAGCUCGAGUUAUCCAUGAUGACCGAUGACCUACGCCAGGAGCUGAUUUCACACUGUGCCGUAUGUCGACAAUGGAUGCCAAACUCCAGGUAUGUCAAGGUUCAUUGGCAGCGUCUACAUAAAGAUGAGUCUCAACUCUUUCAGGCAGGCACAUUGCAGUGGCGCAGGCUCGCUUUCGAUCCAAUUAAACAACGAUGCUCAUGGUGUCUGGGGGAGGUACCAGCGGGAACUGAUCAUCGCGACACUUGCCCGGUUCUCUUUCAGCUUAGCAUGAUCCGAGCCAUCACCAUGCCCACCAAGGAAGACGAUUCGAUUGAUAGUGCUGAACUUAACUUGUCACUUCCAGCGGAUGACACAUUGCGCAAGUGGAGCCUGGAAUGUCAGCUUUGUCAUGCUUCAUGCACAGCGCGGGGUCUACGCAAGCAUCUUGAGCAGAAACAUGCCCAGAUCUGGAAGCAGGCUCAGCCACAGGUGAGCAUGGCCAACCAGGCAAUUCAAGAGGUGUUCGGACCACUCGUGAACAGCGGCGCCCUCACGGGCCUGGGCAAGCGGGUGUCGGAAGCAUCAACCACGCCAUCCGGAGACAAUCGACUACCGAAGGCCAACAGACUCAACAACGGUCGCAAAGGCGGUCGAGGAAAGGGGGGCAAGAUCUGGAAUCAGCAGGGCCGGGGAAUGACAGAUCACAAGUCUCAGGAGGAGCCGGGGAUGGAGGACUUGCUUCGUCUUCUAUCACAGAUCAUUUUGCGCCACGAAGAUCAGUUGAAAAUCUUCAAGCAGAGCACGGGGUGGAUUCUUUUCGCUCGCACGGAAAGCCCAUCCAUCCUACCGGGGAUUGUUCAGACCUCACAGAAAUGGAAAGCCGAGAUUGUCAAACCCGGCUGUCCGUUCGCCAAUGUGAGUUUGAGGGCAGUGCUCUUCUGGAACCUGGUGGAACAGCUGACUCAGGCGGUUCAAAACCUGACACAGGAGCAAAAGGAGCAUGCCUUGACCUCGGGGUGGACAACCCAAGCCGGGGAGUGGAAGUUUCAGGUGUGGUCGCACGAGAACCAUUGCCUCGAGGCGGACCCCUCCCGAGAUCCGAUCUCGACGGAGGCUCUCAUCAAGAUCCUUACCGAGCUGAAGUCGCUGGCCACGUCGGAGGUGGUGUCGGCCUUCUUCUCGAAUCGCCCUCUCACGGAUCAGAUGCAAGGAAGGAUGGUGGUGUUCCAGCUCGAUGUGACUUUCCGCAAACCAGUGGCUCACCGCUUUUACGAACUGCUCGAAGCAUUGCAGGGACAGGCAUCCAUGCAACUCUGCGGACUACAGCUCCGCAAGGAAGGAUUUCGGAGGUCGCCCGCGGUCCAGAGACUGGCCGAGACACUCUUGUGGACCAUUGUGUUGGACCCAGGUCUUGAUGACUCCUUCGGCAGUGCUGGGCUUACGUUUCUCAGACAGCUCCUUAAGCACAAUGGCAAGCCGAUGCUCAUCGCAGGUCAGUUGAUGUUCAAUUUUGCUCUUCGGGGAUGGAGGUCACCAUCGCAGCAGCACGACUGUGCAGAAUUCUUUCAACACAUCAUCGCAAGGCUGGGGGCCACGGCUUUUGAAGGCACAUGGGAGGCACGUCGGAUCGAGGAGGAUGCACUUGGUGGCCACCGGUGCGUUCGGCUUGAUUACGGCCGGUGUACACAGGCUAUCUCGCUGGAUAUCCCGGAGGGGUGUGAGCAUGUGGCACCGAAUCUGCUGCUGCUGCGCUUCUCUAGGGGGACCGAUGAUCUUUCACCAGGCACGGUGGAUUACCAGGCGGGUACCUGCGCCGGGCUCCUAGUGGGCCGGAUGUUCCGUACACCUCGAUUUGCACACACUUUUCAUGUUUCUAUUUCGAUUACAACUUUCCCGCAUUUCCUUCGCAACCCUCAUGCUGCAGUGUUCAUGUCUUUCACUCCAGAGCCCGAACUUCCUCUACAUGCACCGUGGUAUGUGGAGGGCGACUUCAAUGUGAACUUGUAUUAUUAUGGCUGGCGUGACAUUUCGGAUCCGCCUACACCAGCCACUUCGGAGCAUGAUACCACGCACUCGGUUGACAUGUCUACAGUCUCUGAUCUCACAGUGGAAUAUAUUCCCGAUGAUGGGGAGGAUGAGCGGUUUCAGCAGCUUCAGAUGCGCACUCAUUGCCACAUGAAUCCUUCGGAGCUUAUGCUGAUUGCAUCUCCCCCAACGCAUCCAGCGGAGUGCAUUGCCAAGGAUUUCCUACGUAAUGGCGGUUGCGAUGCUGAACAACUUUCAACCUUGUUGGGUCUUCUUCCGCGCGAUCAGGUGAGGCCACAUCAAAGGUUGGAUAUGAGUGCGGAUGCCGCCGAUGCCUUUUCUUUUACAACGGGAGCUUUUCAAGCAGGUGGAUUGGUGGGGGUUCGCAACAAUGCUUACUCUUUACCAUGGGUCACUGCCUUCCUGUGUCAAGUCGCACGCUUUGCACUGGGACGCGGGGGCGAUGACUUUGCCUUCACUUCGCUUUCGCUGCUGAGGAAUGUUUUCUCUGGCGGCGAGUUGUGGUGUCAUGACACCACGGGCGACAUCACUUAUCCUGGCACAUCAUUGGUUGGCAAACUUCUUCCGCUGUCUCCACCAUUUGUGGAGUUUGACGCUUGUGAAUUACAUGGCACAAUGCCGUGGCUGGGUGAGCGUGUGGUGCUAGCCGUUUACCACAUCAAAACACCCACUGCAUUGACCCAUGGUGAGAUGGAUUACCUCAAACGAGUUGGUUUUGCUCCGCUGCUGGAGUGA